This is a messenger RNA of Strongylocentrotus purpuratus (purple sea urchin), 3579 nucleotides long. RefSeq names its product coiled-coil domain-containing protein 124 (gene ccdc124). Gene Ontology annotation, cellular component: nucleus. NCBI's taxonomy places the organism in Eukaryota, Metazoa, Echinodermata, Echinoidea, Camarodonta, Strongylocentrotidae. The coding region runs from base 455 to 1141 and encodes 228 amino acids. Gene Ontology annotation, molecular function: transcription coactivator activity. The transcript is spliced from 5 exons. The record is from RefSeq and is a predicted model, not a curated record. Gene Ontology annotation, biological process: transcription by RNA polymerase II.
UUCUCUAAAUUCUAAAGGCUAAUGUUCAUCCCAGCUUCCUGUGCCUGUCUGAGCUGAGGCGGCAAGUUCAUGAAUCUCAACUCUCCUUUUAAAUUCUAUUUAAAAAACCGAAUGAUUGUAACCAGCAUCUCUACUAUAGUUGGAACAAGCGAUACAAAUUUGUAAGUCCUAAUUUCUGAAAUACUGAACCAGACAUUGUUCUCUACAAUCAACUCAUCUUGGCUAAAAAUUAAACAAAGGUUUGCCUCUCUCUUUUAUUGCUGAAACCAAACUUGCAGAAUUCAAAGAGUAACUAACUAAUACAAAACUACCUGCAAAGGUAGCGGUGAGAGAUUUUAGAGCCAUAGCAUUACCUCAAUUAAACUAUACUGCUACUGGCCAGUGCUGGGGAAAAAGACACUUCUUCAUGAUCAUUUUUUUGCGGAAGCUGAGAGGAAUCUAAAAGCUAAGAAUCAUGCCUAAGAAGAUGAAAGGAGAGAACUCCAAGGCCGUGGAGGCCAAGGCAAGGAAGGCUGAAGCCAAGGCUGCGAUAGCCUCGCAGAAAGAGAAAGAGAGCGAGGACGCAUACUGGAAAGACGACGACAAACAAGUCAACAGGAAAAUACAAAGGAAGGCUGGCAAGGAGCAGAAGCGGCAGGAAGAACUCGCAAAAAAGGAGGAAUUAAGAAAGAUGCUGGAAGAGGAGGAGAGUAAUAUAAAGAUCAAAGUUCCAUCCAGCAAAAAGGGAGGCUCAGGCAAGCUCUCAAGGGCCCAAGUUGAGGCCAAUCAAGAACGGAUGGAAAAGGAAAGAGAGGAAGCAGCAGCUGCAGCCCAGAAGCAAGCGACUCACCUUGAUGCCCCUCUGGAAGAGAAUCUAAACAUCAGGCUGGCACAAGAGGAACAAGAUGGAGUCGUCUCAGCCAGGGACGUUGGAGAAGCCAUCUCGGCUCUCAGUGUCAAAGAUGCUGACCUUGUGAAGCAUCCUGAGAAGCGAGUGAAGGCAGCCUACGCGGCAUACGAGGAGGUGAACCUACCGAUCCUCAAGGCGCAGAACCCCAGUCUCAGGCUGUCGCAGCUCAAGCAGAUGCUGAAAAAAGACUGGAUGAAAUCCCCAGAGAACCCCAUGAAUCAGCAAUUCCAGGACUAUAACGCCAAGAAGUAGAUGCAUGAUGGAAUGGGCAACCGGUUUUAGGGUUCACAAAAUAUCUUGUGAGAUUCUGCAAAAGGACAUGAUGAAGUGUUUUGGGAACUGAAUAUACCAGAGAUUCCAGAGUUAUAAUGGUAUUUCUAAGAAGUUAAGAUGGCGUUGAUUGGUGGAGCAGUCAGCAAGUUUUAAAGAUGUACAUCAACUUGGAGAUGGUUUUAGGAUAUACAAUAUAUAUGAUUCGUCGUGGAGAUUCUGCAAAAGGACAUGAUGAAGAGUUUUGGAAACUGAAUAUACCAGAGAUUCCAGAGUUAUAAUGGAAUUGCUAAGAAGUUAAGAUGGCAUUGAUUGUUGGAGCAGUCGGCAAGUUUUAAAGAGGUGCAUCAUCACGGAGAUGGUGCUAAAGGACAGGACAGUGUCUCUACGGAUAAAGAUUCUUGAAAACCUCUCGUACCCAAGGUUCCAGAUGUAAUGCUGAGAAGUAGAAAUUGGAUUGAUUUGUGUAGCAGUAAGCGGUUCUAGGAUAUGGAUGCGUCAUCUCGAACUUGAAGACACCGAAAAGGACUGGAUGAAAUUUCUAGAAGACCUUUUACAUGAGGUAUUCCAGAAUUAUAAAUGCCAUGUAGUAGAUGCCGGACAGACUGGCAGAGUGGUAAUAGCUGGUUAAGGAUACGGAAGAACCAUUUACGAGUUUGACACUCUCUUGAGUAAUGACGAAAAAGGUAUCAAGGACAUCGGAUAUCGAGGAUGAACAGAACUCAUGACUGAUAGCUAAUGAAGCCUGUUACCUUCCGAUUGUUAUAUGACUGAAUAGGAAAGAGAAUCACGAGAACCGAGCUGUCAAACACUUCACCUUUUGCUUUUUAAACUUAUUAGGCAUGCACUCAGAAUAUCAUUUGUCAAACACUUCAUGAAGAAACAUGUUGCCAUUGGCCAAUACAGGAGUAAGAUGUUUCCAGGAAAUAAACAUGUGCAUGCUGUGGCAUGAAUUCUUUCAAAAAUAACAUGUAUUUGACGAUUUGUAUCCACUAUAUCUUUUGGUUUCUUUUAAUGAUUACACCAGACCUGACCUGACCACUGUAUUUUUCAAGUCCUGAUUCGACAGGGUACUUUUCUUUUGGCUUUAUUGGGAUAGCCAGAGUGUGAACAACAAGGUGUGUAAAGAAUGACUGCAAAGAUGUUUUGCUAACAGCGCAAUGCACAGCGUACUUGUUUGUUUGACAACUCUUUCCAUAUGAUGGAAUUAAUUUUUUUUUGAUGAGGAAAUUGACAUGGAACUCCAAUGAUUAGGAUUUGUUAUUUUUUCAAAACAAUUUUUUUGUUGAACAUGUGUUUGGUGUUUAUACAGGCAACUCAAAUUUAUAUCUAUGAGUGAUGACAAUUUAUGCGUGGUCGCUAAACUUACAUGUACAUGUCAGAGUCAGGGAUAAGCUCAGUUCCCUUUAAGUCAUAGAGGCUGUUCACACCAGCAGAGAUAGCGUGCGCUAGACCGCGCUAUCUCUGCGGUUUGGAAGGUACAACGUCGUUUCGGUCCGCCCAACAGCGAGCCACGGCGAGCCGACACGGCGUGCCACUGGAGCACCUCUUGGGGGUGGUCCAUGAGAGAUAGCGCGGUGUAGCGCGUGCUAGAAAAAGGGGGGUGCUACGAUAGACCCCGCUAUCUCAUUGCGGUGUGAACAGCCUCAUAGUCACUAACUCACUUGGAGCAUGUUAUUGUUAAUGUAUAACUUUGGUGCUACACAUAGAGAGGCAGGUGCAGAGAAAGAAGAAAAAAGAUCCCCAUAAGUUCUGAUUUGAUGAUUUCAAUUUCAUUAGAUUUCAUGUAGUGGGAAUUCAUAUAUAGAAUCUAAAUUAUUUAUAGAUUCGUUUUCUAUAGGUAAACUGCACCAAUUUCACCAAAGCUCUUCAUACUACCAUCAUUAAUUCAAUAAUGUUAGCAUUUCUUGCUGUUUACACAAGUAGUGACUGCGAGGUAAAGUAGUUGAUAAUUAACUAAUACUUAUCACAUUAUAUUUUUAUGCAUUUACCAAUAUUAAAAAAGGUAUUUAAAAAAAUCUGGUAUGAUCCAUUACACAAUUCUUUACCCUAGAUUUGAAAAGAAAAGAUUUAUCAUAUCCUAUUUUUCAAACGUUCGUUCGAGACGUUCAUACAUGUAAAUGAUGUAAUCAUUUGAAAAUCUGUGUACGACUUUACAUGUAUAUAAAUAUAAAUACAUGUAUAUAUAUGUUUGCUUCGUUCGUUUAAGUUGAGAACAAAUGUGUUCACUAUUAUUUCUUCAAUUGGAAUUGGCAUUUUUUAUGGCAUUUCAAGUCAUUGAUCAUUUGGAAAACAUAUACCGGUACAUAUAUGUAUGUAAAUGUAUUUUGUGUAAAUAUGCAUGUUGUCGAAAGAAGUUCAGGCCAAAACGCCAAAUUGCAUGAAAAUUUGGCAUGAAUUAAAGGUCAUCUUUCAAUAUA